Messenger RNA from Octopus sinensis (East Asian common octopus), 3221 nucleotides. RefSeq names its product ceramide transfer protein. Bases 217 to 2109 code for a protein of 630 amino acids. Gene Ontology annotation, molecular function: phosphatidylinositol-4-phosphate binding. The transcript has 17 exons. Gene Ontology annotation, cellular component: Golgi apparatus. Gene Ontology annotation, biological process: ER to Golgi ceramide transport. NCBI's taxonomy places the organism in Eukaryota, Metazoa, Mollusca, Cephalopoda, Octopoda, Octopodidae. The record is from RefSeq and is a predicted model, not a curated record.
ACUUGGUGGCGUUGUCUACCAGUUACGUCAUGUGCACGUUUAAGAUGGCGCUAACAUAGUGACGUCUGUUUGUACUCGAGGAGCGCUUCUCUUCGCUGUGUUUUUCUCUAAGUUAAACCAGAUCUAUCGGUAGUACACCACUACUUUGUAUAUAUGAGUAAACUCGCCCGGCAAAAAUACUUAUUCAUUUAGCUGGGGGAAUCUUUUGUUUCCAAAAUGUCGGAGGAGAGAGACGUGCUUAGUAUCACAGACGACGAGGAAAACGAUGAGUUCGAAGAUGAAGGCCACUUGCCAGAGAAACACGGCACUCUAAGUAAAUGGACUAACUAUCUUCAUGGUUGGCAGGAUCGGUACGUUGUGCUUAAGGAUGGUACUUUCAGUUAUUUCAAAUCCGCCUCCGAAACAGCCUAUGGAUGUAGGGGCGCUGUCAGUUUAAACAGAGCCUGUGUGACGCCACAUCCAUUUGAUGAAUGUCGGUUUGACGUCAGCGUCAAUGAUAAUGUAUGGUAUCUUCGUGCCAAAGAUGUUGAAGAAAGGAAAUUGUGGGUUGGUUCUAUAGAAUUACACAAGGAACAGGUGACAAACAGUCCGGAUUUAGCAUCCGGUAUCCAGCCAUAUAUCCAUCAGGCUGAAUCUGGCUAUGGAAGUGAGAAUAGCUUAAAAAGACAUGGUUCUCUGCUCUCUCUAACGUCGGGUACAAGUUUAUCAACAGCAUCAGCCUCCUCUUUCAAGCGUGGUAGAGGUCUUCGAGAAAAAUUGGCUGAAAUGGAAACAUUUCGAGAUAUUCUUUGCCGCCAGGUGGAUACAUUACAGAGUUAUUUUGAUAGCUGUGCUUCUGCGGUGGCUGAAGGAACUGUACAUGAUUUGACUGAACAUGAUGACGACAUCGAUGAUAUCGAUGAUUAUGAUACACCAACAUCGGGUUCAUCACAUCCCUCAAAGAUAGGUGGUCUAAAAGGACGGGAUCUCGCCCUCAACCAACAGCGACUGUUUGCUUCCACGCUGAUAAUGUCUUCCAUUCUGCAGCAACAUGGUGGCCAUGCUCCUGAUUUCAAAGGUGAAGCCUACACAUUUAAGGCAACUACAGCCGGAAUUAUUGCAACUCUUUCUCAUUGUAUAGAAAUAAUGUCCCAGAGGGAAGAUGCUUGGCGUAAACGCAUGGAAAGGGAAGUGGAGAAACGAAAGAAAGUUGAAGAAUCCUACAAAUCUGUUUUACUGGAUCGACAAAAGCCAAUAGUAUUUGGUGGACCAGAUUAUGAAGAAGGGCCACAUUGUGCAAUUAAUGAAGAUGAGUUUUUUGAUGCUGUUGAUGCUGCUCUUGACAAAUUGGAAAAAGAGGAAGAAAGAAAACUUAACCCUGUUGGUAAACCAAUGCCCCCUCCUGCUAUCUCUCUAUCACCUAAUCACAGCUUGUAUAAUGAGAUUAAUCAAAUUACGGGUGAACACUUGAAUUAUUUAGAAGAAAAAAAUGCUGCAGGUGAAGAAGAUAACUGGAUUCUUAUUCAUGAAGAAGGAGAGAUGAAAGUUUUGAAACGAGAACUAGAAGAGGAUGGGCUUGUCAUUGAUCCUCUGAAAGCUGUCCAUACAGUUAAGGGAAUCACUGGUCAUGAGAUUUGUCAUUAUUUCUGGGACUUGAAUGUACGAAUGGAUUGGGAAGGCACUCUUGAAAGCACUCGGUGUAUAGAAUGGUUGUCUGAAGAUACCUUUGUCAGUCACAAUGUCAUAAAACGUGUAUGGCCUGCAUCACAAAGAGAUGCUCUUUUCUGGUCCCAUAUUCGGCAUGUUAUUAGUGAUGAUGAAGAAAAACCAGAUCUCUGGAUUGUUGUCAAUUAUUCCACAGACCAUCCCAGUGUGCCACCUAAUAAAUAUGUUCGUGUAAAAAUGAAUGUGUCAAUGGCCUGUCAAACAUUAAUUGAACCGCCAAAUGAUAGUGAGAUCACUCGGGACAAUAUAACGUGCAAAAUCACAUAUACUGCCAAUGUUAACCCUGGAGGAUGGGCCCCAGCAUCUGUGUUGAGAGCUGUCUACAAACGAGAAUACCCUAAGUUUUUGAAACGCUUUACCUCAUAUGUGAAAGAAAUCACUGCCAACAAACCUAUUCUGCUUUAAUGAUAAAACUCCUUUGAAAAAGGAAGAGGAGCAGCACCCAUGAUCUUUGCAGGCCCUCUCUCACUGGUGAUGUUGAUGCAGUUGAGAUGUUCUUGAAAUUCUAUAGGUCAAUGCUUGUUGGUGGGGAAGGGCUGGGCUGGGAGAUUGGGGGAGGGGAGGGGAAAGAGGGGUUUGGGAAGAAUGGGCAGGGAUUCAAGUUCCGCAGAGUUGCAGAUGCUGAAUGGAAGAAGGAUCAAGGAAAAAAAUGUGAGGUGGGUGGGUGGUGAUGGUGGUGGUUGUCAGAGUGGGUGGGGCUUGCAAAGGGAGGCAAAGUAGGAAACGAGUAUGGGAAUAGAGGUAGGACAGUCGGGUCAGCUUGGGUUAGAGAUGAUAAACAACUUGAUUGUUCGGAUGAGCAGAAUGCCUGUGGGGUUAGUGAGCGUAGUGUUGUUGUUGUUGUUGCUGCUGAGUGAAUCUUUGCUAACCAGCCAGACAGCUGUUCUAGAUGUGAUGUAGUGUGUAUGUAUGUAUGUAUGUAAGUGUGUGUGUGUAUAGGAGCAGUGACAUUGCAGACAUAAGAGAAGUACUUUGAAUUGCACUUGUGUUUGUAGAGGAUCAUAUGAUCGGGCACAUGCUCUUAUGCACGUGCAAGUAAUAACUGUUGUGUCUGUGUAUCUCCCUCUCUCUCCUCCUCCUCCUCUCAAUGAAAGACAGAAAAGUGAUCAAGUUAUAUAAUACAGAGAAGCCCCAGCUGCAAGUAAUUGUAUAAACCCAACUCUCUGUAUUGAGUACCUUGUUUUUUUUUUUUUUCUCUUCUUUGUAAAUUCAAACAAACACACACACACACAUUUUCGCUCAUCUAUUUGAAACCGAGUCCUCACUAGGUUGCUCUCUGCAUUUCCUGUAACCAUGAAACUUUGAGGAGCAAAAGAGUGAAACCUCAGCUUUGAAUAAAUUCCACUAAACGUAUUCUCUUUCUUAAAUGCCCGGAGAUACACACACACACACAACACACACACACACACACACACAUUACAUAUAAAGAGCUAAGAAAUUCAAUAUUAUGUACAUAACUAUAAACUCCCCCCCCUCCUUGAAACUACACACAAGUGAGUUUGCUCACAUACACACAC